Hemibagrus wyckioides is the source of this 1421-nucleotide messenger RNA. RefSeq names its product GTPase IMAP family member 9-like. The coding region runs from base 1 to 981 and encodes 326 amino acids. NCBI's taxonomy places the organism in Eukaryota, Metazoa, Chordata, Actinopteri, Siluriformes, Bagridae. Gene Ontology annotation, molecular function: GTP binding. The transcript has 3 exons. The record is from RefSeq and is a predicted model, not a curated record.
AUGAAAUGGUAUGUCACUGAGGCAGAGCAGGAAUCUGAAUAUGAAAGAGUCCUAAAACAACUUAAAACUAAUCCUGCAGUGAUUGUUCUUGUUUUUGUUUUUUUUGUUUUUUCAGAUUUAUCAAAAAUCCCAGACACACUCAGGAUAGUUCUGUUGGGGAAGACUGGAGUUGGGAAGAGUGCAUCAGGAAACACCAUCCUGGGGAAAGACGUAUUUAAUGAAGACCUGUCAUUUGAGUCAGUUACCACUGUGUGUCAGAAAGAGACAGCAGAGAUCAGAGGGAGACAGAUUACUGUGAUCGACUCUCCAGGACUGUUCGAUACUAAUACUGAUAAUGAAGAAACCAGGAAAGAGAUUGUUAAAUGUAUCUCAAUGGCAGCUCCUGGACCUCAUGUGUUCCUGCUGGUGCUGAAAAUAGGACAACGCCUUACAGAGGAGGAGACAGAGGCAGUGAAAAUCAUAGAAAAGACUUUUGGUAAAACAUCUAACAUGUACACCAUCAUCCUCUUCACUGGAGGUGAUUAUCUAAAACAGAAGACAAUUGAACAUCAAGUGGAAAAGGCUGGGGAUAAUUUAAGGACACUUAUCUCUGAGUGUGGGAACAGAUAUCAUGUUUUCAACAACAAUGAAAAACACAGCAACAUCCAGGUCCUGACUCUCCUGGAUAAGAUUGAUGACAUGGUGGCACUGAAUGGAGGAAGCUACUACACUAAUGAGAUGUUCCAGCAGGUGGGAAUGAAGAAGUGCUGCUCUGAAACAACGGCUCCAAGAAAGCUCCCAGUGUUUGCCAGUUUCCAGUAUGACCACUGCCUCUACCCCUGGUCAGAGUCUCUUCAUUUGGUGGUGCUCACUGAUGCUGUGGAUGGAUCUGUGUGGACAGCCUGUGACCCAGGAGACAGCUGUGGACAGAGACACUUGGGGACUUGCACACCAUCACAGAUCUGCCAUUACAUCUGUCAGUUUGUGACAGCAAGGAAUUAGUUUUGGUGCUGUUUCUUUUAUAAGGUGUUUUAUACCAUUAAACAUUCCUUUUUAUUAGAAACUUUACACUUCAUGGGUUUUAGUAAAAAUAUUUGUAAUAUAAUUAAGAAGUUCUACACUGACAUUUAUAGCUCUGUAUCCUGAAAGCCUGGGACAUCUAAUUUCUCCAAAAUUAUUCAUUUUGACUGCACAAUUAUAGGCAUUUCUCAUCAAUGCUCAUCAAUAACGACCCUGAAUUACAAAGUAUAGCAAUUUUACCAAAGAAUUUAAACUCAGUUCAUGGAUGACACAGCUAUGAUAUUAAGUGAUAAAUCUACAGUAGCUGAAGCGCUCAGGACUAUUUCACUGUUCCCCCAUACAUCAGGACUAUUUCACUGUUCCCCCAUACAUCAGGACUAUUUCACUGUUCCCCCAUACAUCAGGACUAUUUCACUGUUCCC